AUGGAUUAUCUCAAGGAGAACAAUAUCUCGUGGUGGACCAUUCCCUUUGCCUUUGUCCUGGCUUUAUCUCCAAGGAUAUACUUUGGGAUCUUAGGACCUGGAAGCGGAGUUUACGACCCUAGGAAUCCUCGCAAAUUUGGGGCAUCUGCUAGAAGGUCGACAACACUGAACGCUGUGACUACGGCGCGCAUAGAGCGUUCCGAAUUCGCUUUGAACAACUCAAUAGAAAAUCUACCGCUGUUCGCCGUCGCAGUUCUCGCUGCAAAUACAGAGGGAGUGGAUCUCGAAACUCGAAAUUUACUCUCAAUUCUCUACCUUUCAAUCCGAAUCUUCUACAUUUGGGUGUAUAUUUGGGGACAGGAGUAUGAAUGGUUACAUCCUUUGACCCGGACUAUGGUGUGGUUUUGCGGGAAUAUCGUCCUUGCGUAUCUAUAUCUCUUGCCUGGAAUCAAGCACAACGUGUUAGAACAAGAACGAAGCUACUGGCUCGCGGAAGCCGUUAAGCCACCACCUGGAUACACUUUAACCGAGUUUAUGGACAAUCUUGGUCGGCAUAAUCAGAAAUCCUUACCAGCACCAGAGCUUUGA
Molecule: messenger RNA, 588 nt
Organism: Daldinia vernicosa
Lineage: Eukaryota; Fungi; Ascomycota; Sordariomycetes; Xylariales; Hypoxylaceae
Exons: 4
Coding region: 1-588 (195 amino acids)
Cellular component (GO): membrane
Source: RefSeq, a predicted model, not a curated record